Triticum dicoccoides is the source of this 3118-nucleotide messenger RNA. RefSeq names its product putative pentatricopeptide repeat-containing protein At5g52630. The record is from RefSeq and is a predicted model, not a curated record. The transcript has 2 exons. NCBI's taxonomy places the organism in Eukaryota, Viridiplantae, Streptophyta, Magnoliopsida, Poales, Poaceae. Gene Ontology annotation, molecular function: protein binding; RNA binding; zinc ion binding. The coding region runs from base 1 to 1797 and encodes 598 amino acids. Gene Ontology annotation, biological process: RNA modification.
AUGACCCCGCUGUUGCCGCCGCUCGCCGUGGCUCCCGCCUGCGCGCGCACGCUGGCCGACCUCCUAGUCGCGCUCUCAGCCGCCCGCGCGCUUCCCAAGGGCCAGCAGCUCCAUGGCCACCUUCUCAAGGGCGGCCAUCUCCCCGCCGUCGCCUCCUCGCACGCGCUGCUCGCCCACCACCUCCUCACCUUCUACGCCCGCUGCUCGCUCCCCGAGCUUUCCCUCCGCGCCUUCCUCGACCUCCCCGCUGCCCCCUCCCCCGCCGCAUGGUCCUCCCUCAUAUCCUCCUUCGCCCAGAACGGCCUCCCGGAGGCAGCCUUUGACGCCUUCCGCCGCAUGCUCGCGGCCGGGGUCCCCGCCACCGACCGCUCCAUCCCCCCCGCCGCCAAGGCCGUCGCAGCUGCCGCAGACUCCUCGCGCCCUCCGCUUGCCCCGCAUGCUCUCCAUGGCCUCGCCUCCAAGACGCCGUUCGCGGGCGACGUGUUCGUGGGGUCGGCGGUUCUUGACAUGUAUGCUAAGUGCGGGAACCUUGCGGACGCCCGCCGGGUGUUCGACGAAAUGCCGGAGCGGAAUGUGGUCUCGUGGUCUGCCCUCAUUGGUGGCUACGCGGAUGCUGGGAUGCACCCUGCAGCACUCUGCAUCUUCCGCUCGGCACUGGAGGAGGCUGUGCAGGUCAAUGACUUCACAGUUUCGUGCAUUGUCCGUGUGUGUGCUGCAGCCACACUCUUUGAGCUUGGGGCACAGGUGCAUGCCCGGUCUAUAAAGACAGCACUUGAUGCAUCACCGUUUGUGGGCAGCUCGCUUGUUUCUCUCUACUCCAAGUGUGGCCUUGUGGAUUGUGCUUACCAGGUGUUUAGUGCAGCACCUGAGAGAAACCUUGGGAUUUGGAACGCAGUGCUCAUUGCAUCUGCACAGCAUGGCCAUACUUCCACAGCAUUUGAACGUUUCACAAAGAUGCAGAAUGCCGGGUUCCGUCCUAACUUCAUUACCUUCCUGUGUUUACUCACAGCAUGUAGCCACGCUGGUCUUGUCGAUGAGGGGAAGCGAUAUUUUUCCCUCAUGAAAGAAUAUAGAAUUGAACUGCAGGUUGAACAUUAUGCUGCAAUGGUUGACCUACUUGGUCGUGUAGGGCGUAUAACUGAAGCACUGGACCUUAUUGAGUCAAUGCCCAUGGAACCACCUGACUCUGUUUGGGGUGCACUCCUAAUGGCAUGUCGCAUGUUCAAGGAUGCAGACACUGCGGCAAUUGCUGCAAAGAGACUGUUUGAGACAGGGUCUCGCAGCUCUGGUGCACACAUGCUCUUGUCAAGCACGUAUGCAGCUGCAGGAAGGCAUGUCGAUGCAGCACUUGCAAGGAAGGCAAUGCGUGAUGCAGGUAUACGGAAAGAGACUGGUCUUAGCUGGCUUGAGGCUGCAGGAGAGGUGCAUACCUUUGUUUCAAACUGCAGGAGACAUCCAAGAAGCAGCGAAAUUUAUAAUGUGCUGGAGAAAGUUGGUAAGAAAAUGGCGGCAGCUGGUUAUGUGGCAGACACUAGUGCAGUAGUUAAGGAUGUGGACAGAGAUGAGAAGUGCGCAUCACUGGGGUAUCACAGCGAAAGGCUAGCAAUAGGGUUAGGGCUCUUGAUUGUUCCGGAAGGUGUGCCAAUCCGAGUUAUGAAGAACUUAAGAGUGUGUGAUGAUUGUCACAAUGCAGUUAAGUACCUCAGUAAGUGUACAGGAAGAGUUGUGGUUCUCAGGGAUAACCGUCGAUUCCACCGGUUUGAAGAUGGGUUGUGCUCUUGUGGGGAUUUCUGGUGAUCUUAGAUCUACACCAUUCUCUUUCCUAUUGUCCUUAUUGGGCAGUUUGGCUCACAUGGAUUCAUCGAUUGGGUCUUUCACUUAAAGUACAUUUCUUUGAUAAAUGGAUCUAUGUGAACUCAGAAGCUGAUACGAGUCAUAAAGUUUAUUUUGGCAUAAUAGUGAGGUGAUGGAUUCAAUUUUAGGGCUGCUUGGAAAUUUUGCAAUAAGUCUGGUCACUUAGGAUGAAACAAUUCUUGGAUAUGGAAGAUUGCCACAUAGUGCUGCUAUUAUUCAGGGUCAACAUGACUCUGUGGCCUUCUUAUUUACAGUAUUCAUACAAUGUACCAUGGAUCCACUCGAACAUAGCAUUUUUUGUUGACUAGUUAGAGAAGAACUCAUGAUAUUAUCUUAUGAGUUAUGGCAUCAUACUGUGGUGCAUAUUGCUUUCACAUGAGUGUAACCAUAGCCCCUCACAGAGCGAUCGAACAUUUAGUUGCACUUGUUUAUUCCAUUUUAUCCGGGAGAAGAUCAAAAUGGGCCACUAAACACACUAUUGUGCAUAUCUCUCCACUGUUGUGAAAUCGACCGCUUCAUGCUUUGGCAGACCCAUGUGUGCAUGCCUUUUUCUUGGGCUUGUCUGAUAAUCUGCAUUUAGUAUGUACACUUUCAUUCCAAUGCCCUGCAAGUCCUAAAAGAGCUGCUUCUCCGGUUUCACCGAAACUGCAAAAGAUUGAUUUCUUUGGAUUGGAUGUUGUCACCUGUAUCUGUAUACUGAAACUGCUGGGCUUAGACAUGCUCUUGUGAGACAGGUCCUUCAACAGGAUAUCCUUAUGGUCAACCUCAGUUCAAUGAUUUGACGCCACUUCCUUCUGCACAGAAGAAUGACUGAGACUGAUUGUGUACACAAUCACUGGUGUUAUUGGUCAGAGUAAAAUUUUGGGCAGAAGACACUGUUCAUUGCUGGUCCCAAAUGAUGAUUGGUGAACCCCUCUCUUUUGAACCACACAAAGAUAUGGUGUGUUGCACGUUAUUUGUCUUCCCUACUUGUUCGGGCUAGUGCCAGUUGGUAUGAAUAGAAUGAUAGAAUUAUCUUUGGGUCCUUAGUUGAUCCUUGCAAGCUUCUCUAUGCUUUGAAAUACAGGAUGAAUGGUUGCCAGGUGGGUGAGAGAUUUGGUAGGAUUAGAGAGUGACAGGGGAGCUCAUCUUCAACACGCAUAUCAAACUGCAGCCUGCAGGUUUCAUGGGGAAGCCAGCAGUCUAGCAUGUCCUACAUAUAUAUACAAAAGGUUUAAGUUGUGGGCUCUUGUAAGCAACACAAACAGAAGCAUUUCCUGUCAAA